AGCACAAGCCAGAGAGAGUUGUAGUCGCGGGAAAAAUGGCGGAACAUGGUGGAUUCUUCACGUUAUCAUUACCAGCGAUACAAAACGUUGCAUUUUAAGCCUCAUCCAUUGUCUGCAUGCUUGUGUCACAGCUCUGGGUUAAGAGAGGAAUGCAAGAUGCAAAAAGAUUCAAUGAACGUUGCCACCUCUGGCCCCAUGACACAGAAUGAAGUUCUCAAUCAAGAGUCUGAAAUCAAGUCUUUCAGGUGUAGUCACUGUACACUCCUCUUCAAAUCUAAGGUCUACCUUUUUGAACACCUCCACCAGGUGCAUGGCUUUGACGUAGAUUCUGCUCUCCGAGAUGUUGGCUUAAAAUACCCUGGGUCUAACAAAGCCAACACUGAAAACCUUUGCAACAGUUCAGGACAUAAUUUUGAAUGCCAGCACUGUGAUUUUACAGCUUGUAGCCUGGACACUUUAAACCAACAUGAGAAACAAUGUAACAAAAAUGUUGAAGAUCAGAACAUAAUUGGAAAUCUAAUUAUUUCUGAAAACCCAGAGACCGACAAAAAUGUCAUUUCAUCAAACCAGCACAGUGAAACCGCAGGAGCAAAAGAGAUUUCCUCCAUUUUUUCAGUUAUGUCUACCUCAAACUCUAAAUGCAAACUUAACUCCUCAAAAGAUCUGAAAACAUACAAGAGGCCCUUGCAAACCAUUACCAAGUACUUUGCAGCAGCAUCUGGAUCAAAUGGGAAGUUAGCCGAUGACACAAAGCUUCUAGACAGCUCCAAAGGAACCAUACUUUUGCAAGAAUCUCCAUCAAGCCCCAGCCCAAACAGUAGCGGUGUCUUUAAAGUCACUGCCAAACACAACAUGAUUGAUACUGGUGUUUCUCAUCGGUUUUUGCUAAAUGAUCACUUGUUGAAUUCUGACAGGAGAUCACCAAAGCCCAAGGAACAAUCCAUUGAAACAGUUCCUGACAAUGUUGUCAAAAGGACCAACAAGGAAAGCUCAAAACCUCCUCCUGCUAAAAAAGCAAAGUCAGUCAAAAAUGAGACAAAGCUCCCAGAGGACGCAAACGCAAGAAAACAACGAUUGUCAAGCAACCCAGAGUUUUCAUUUGAAGUUAGCGAAGAUGAAGGAGAAAACAAGCUUUGUCUUGUCAAUGGAAACACGGAAAGCACAAAGGUUUAUUUUUGUAAGCACUGUGACUACAGUGAUAUGGAAAUCCCAUGCGUGUCUACCCAUUAUCAGAACAAACACCCUUAUGUAAGAUAUAACGCUGCUUACAUUCAGGAUCCAAGUGAUGAGAGUGCUACCUUUCGUUGUCUGCAGUGUCCAGUGGAGUUUGUAAGUGAAGCUUUCCUAAAGAGACACUACACUGAAAAUCAUCCAGAGGCCCUAAAUGUAUUCACACUACUAUCACGUGAACUUAGUUUGGUUUUCAAAUGUUUUGUUUGUACGUUUACCACCAAUGUAUUGAAGGCUUUGAAAGAACAUUACAAGGAAAAUCAUCCAACGCAUAAAGUGGAUAAUUCCUUAAUGUACUGCAGAUAUUCGGUGACUGGAUGCCAAAAGGGAUCAUCUCAGUCAAAUAUGUGUGACAAACCACCCAGUCCAGAAAGACAAGGAGGUAUUUCUCCUGAGAGGGCCUGCACACCAUCUAAGGAAGUCCAAAAUGCACCCUCACCCCAACAUUCCACCUCCCCGGGAGCAAACGUGGCCUUGUAUCAUUGCAAUAACUGCAAUUUUAGUCACAAGUCAGUUGUUGUCAUGCAUGUCCACUACCAAAAAAACCACCCAGGUGAAGAAGUCACAAUAGACAAAAUCAAACAGUCAUCUUGUGUCCCAUCACAUAGAACAUCACAGAUUAUGCCAGUCAAGUCUCCAAACUCUGUGAAAAUAACAGAAAAAUCUGCACCUCAAACGAAAAGCUCAGAUUUUUUUAAGAAAACAAAAGAAAAAGGUGAGCUGUCACAGUGGAAACAAGCAACAGAAGCUUCUAAGACUCAUUCAGAGUCUCCUAAAACUAAGAAAGUGGAAUGUGCAACAAAACAUAAAAACAACAUAGAAACAGAAACAGAGUCUCCUGAAACUAAGAAAGUGGAAUCUGCAAAAGACCAAAGUAAAAAGAAGAAGUUGCCUACCAAACACAACAGGCAAGUAUCUGCUAGAAUGGACGGUUCAUUCUGCAGUUCAACGGCUAAAUUGUUUUACUGUCAGUUUUGCAGUUAUUCAAGUACCAAAAUCAAAAGUGUUAUUGGUCAUCAUAAUGCAAAACAUGCUAUGCAUGCACUAACAAGUAUUAAAGAGAUCUUAAUGUAUAGUGCUGAGGUGCAGAAAAAGAAACUUAAAAGUGAAGCUGAGGCCUCAGCAAGUACUACGUCUUCUGAUUCUAAAACUAAUAAACAUGAUGUAUAUAGUGAAAAAAAGCUUCAACAUGAAGAGGAUAAGGCAGAAAAUGCUUUGGUGAUGAAGUGUAAUGAUUAUGCAUGUGCAGAAAACUUGUUUUACUGCCAAAAGUGCAACUAUGGAAAUCCAGCUGUAAUUGGAGUAGUGAGCCAUCAAAACCAAGUUCACAGAGACCUUCUUUACAGCAGGGAAAGUAUUAUUGAACAUACAGCUUUGAUUCGUGAUGAAAUUGAAAAAUCUAAAACUCAACCAAAGGAGUUAUCUUUUUCUACGCGCCUACCUCUUCCUCUUAUGAAUGAGGGUGAUGAAGAUAUGCUUUUCUGCCACUUUUGCAACUAUAGACAGAGGACUAUGGACUACAUAUUGCGGCAUUACAGCAAAAAACAUCGUGGAUUUGUGGUUAAUGGCGAACAAGUCCGUCAGUAUACCUCUAUGGUUCAUGAGAAGACCCAGAAAUUGCACCUACAUACAACUGGAAAACAACUUAAUGUCAACCAUACAUCCCUAUGGGGAACGGGAAAAGAAAAAACAAAGAAGCAUGGCAAAUCCUUCUUAGCAUCCCCCUCAAUGACAGCCUCACAAACACAGAGGAUUCUUCAGUGCUAUAGAUGCCCAUACCGCACUCCAUAUGUAAAUGUUUUAAAGAGGCAUAUAUGGAAAAUCCACAAGGCAAAUCGCUCAGUGACCGAUGUUUUAAGAAUGUGUUUCAAACAAGGAACUUUAAAGGCAGGGUAUCACUGUGACACAUGUGCUUUUUCUCACAAAGAAGCAGCAGCAGUCUAUAAACACUAUCAGGCACAACACCCAGGACGUAGACCAAGCCUUGAGUAUGUGAAUACUCGGUUGUACGUUGGCUCUGAUACAGGUCCUCCUGAAACGAAGAAACCUCGAAUAAAACACAGCGUUGGAAUUAGUGAUAGUGAUGGCACUGAUGGCAGCUUGUCAUCUCAAAGAUCUGGACUAAAUGAAACCAAGACCUAUUCGUGCAGAGCAUGUUCAUUUAAAGAUAGCUCCAUGUCAGCCAUCGUACGCCACUAUCAUGCUGUUCAUCCGUGGUCUGUGAAAGAAGACGGCUCUGUCCUGAAUGUCAUCAAGAGGAAGAGAUCAAGUGCAAACAGGCAGGUGGAACACCACAAUGAAAUGCCUGGCUCAUUUGAAUCCUACCAAGAGCCCCUGGAAUUUGACAUGUCAUCUGGUUCUCCUAAAGCAACGGCGUCCUCCGCAAUGCUCUGGUGCCCUUUCUGUCCUGCAAGGUUUCACAACCAGCACGGUCUCAACGUCCACUGUGGAAUUAAACACCAUGAAGCUGUAUCGGAAAAUUCAGAACAACAGCAAGAGCAAGUCCAAGCACGCAUGCAUGUCUUUAAGUGUCCACAUUGUACCUACAUAAAUACCCGUCAUCAAGGAAUUCUCACUCACUGCCAGAUGAAACAUCCCACCCUCGCAUCCAGGGCGGACAGUCAUCACGUGGGUGAAGCGCAUUUAAACAACUCGGGUGACUGUUUGAAAAUGAAUAGCUCUGGUGGCAAUUUGAGACUUGGUGGCUACAUGUGUGAAACUUGCCCACAAAUCUGUGCAACGCAGGAGAAGCUGAACAAGCACUGCAAGAAGGACCAUAGUGAGACUGUGGCAAAAACUGUUCCAAACACACUGAAACCUGCGCCUAAACCAUUGGCUCUGUGUACAAUGAAACAACAUAAGACCCUAAGCAAAAGGGGAUCAGUAUCGCAGGCUUCUUUUUUAAGGAAGAAUAUAAAUGCAGCAGUUAUGUGCCAGCACUGCUCUUAUAGGUGCACCACACAAAUUGCGCUUGGUCGACACUUGCAGGUUCACCACAAGAAUGUAUCUGUUUCAGUGGUUAAGGAUGGUGUGUACAAGUGUGUCCUGUGUUGUAAAUAUUAUUUUAAGAAAAAACGACUUGGAAGCCAUUAUAUUAAGAAACAUGGAAAGGACAGCUUCUUGAAAUAUUAUGCACCAGUAUACAAGCAGGCUCAUGAGAGGCAAACGAAAAACAAUAGUGAGACAUGUAAAUCUAGCACGACAGCGGAAAACAAAAAAUUACUAGUCUACAAGUGUCCAAGUUGUCCCUAUGUUAAUGCAAGCUACCAUGGCAUACUCACUCACUGCCAAAUGAGGCACCCAGACGUCAUAGCCAGGGCAGAUCAACUUCAAACAGAUGAAAUACUUGUAACCAACAUGGUUAAGUGUUCAAUUGGAAAAGCUUCUAAUGAACGAGGUUACAUGUGUAAAAUAUGUCCACUAAUUUAUGCAUCAUUGAAGAAACUGAAAAUCCACUGUGACAGGGACCAUGAUCAGGCUCAGGCAGCAGCUUCGGAACAUUCAGCUGACAUUGAAACUGAGAAACAACCUGAUCACAGCUGUCAGGGCUCCGCAUUGGAGGCUUUAAAAAGCAAAACCUCAGCAGUGAGCGCCACAGAAAUCAGAGCCGGAAACCAGUUGUGCACUCCAGACCCGCUUUCAGUACAGAACAAGCAAACGUUGUACAAAUGCCACAUUUGUACUUAUAAAGGAUUCUUCCGCAGAUACUUGCAAAGUCACUACAAAAAGGCUCACAGACUGGACCCAUUUACCAUUUACAAGCUGCUCGAGAAGUACAACAAACGCAAACGCUGUAGUCCCAGCAAACUGCCUGAAGCUGAAGCUGAGGAAAGUGCACCCAUCCAAUGCAGGAAGUGUCCAGAGUUGAGGUUUGACUCUUCCAGGCUUCUUGCGGCCCACUACAGUAUUUUUCACAGCUCAGAUAGCAUACUGGACUUCAUUGUGUUAUCACAAGGAUUGAGGAAGGGUAGUACAGGUCUUUACAGGUGUACCCACUGCAACAAACAAAUGAAUGGAAUCAGAAAGCUGUGGUAUCACCUGGAUUGCCACAGAGAGAGUGAGAAAAGGAGGACAAAGGCUGCAAAGACAACAGCAUCACUGGUCACUACGACAGCACCAGAGACCCAAUUCAUCAAAGACUGUGGGCAAGACAAACUUCUCACGUUUGAAACUGUGGCGGAACUGGCCAAGUGGAAUGCGGCACAAGUCGAGACCUUAACUUUGCCACCAAGUCCUCUGUCGUCACCUUCGAAACCCACUGAUGUAGAACAACCACAGCUGGAAUCGAGAGAAGUCAAGCACGCUUGCAAACGUUGUAGACGGACAUUCAAGUCCCUGAAAGGUUUGCGUUUGCAUGAGCGCAGCCAUGCAGCUGUGGCAGCCAUCCAGAAGCUGAACAAUCUGCCUACCUCAGUAUUAAAGCACAACAUCAACAAAUACGUCCUGUACAAAGCUGGGACUAUAAAGCCUUUCCGAUGUAGCUUCUGUUCCUAUCGGACAGCCGUCAUGGGCCUGUGGAGGAGUCAUUUUAUGAGAACACAUCAAGAUGUGAUUUCGGAUCAUGAUGAGACUGACAACCAAGAUGACGAGAGUACUCAGAGGGACGACAAGGAGCUCUUCAGCUCAUCAGAGGAUUUAAACAAUUGGCCUGAACCUGAUGAAGAACCUGAAAUAACUGAAAAAUCGCUGUACUUGGAGCCCCCAGAUGUGCAGCGACAGUUGGACCACUAUAACAUGGUGGCACAGGCUGAUGCCUCGUCUCAAUCAAAUGUGCUAGAAACCAAGUUACCUGACAGCAGACUUCUUCGAUGUGAGUUAUGCAAUUUCAGUACUGGAUACCUGUCUAGUAUGCGACGACACUACCUAAAUCGCCAUGGAAAGAAGAUCCUCAGGUGUAAGGACUGCGACUUUUUCACAGGUUUAAGGAAAACCCUGGAAAUGCACAUGGAGACAGGGCACUCUACAUGCCAGUCAGAACCCACUCAACAGAAGGACCUCCGCUGCCCUUUCUGCCUCUACCAGACCAAGAACAAGAAUAACAUGAUCGAUCACAUCGUCUUGCAUCGCGAGGAACGGGUUGUGCCAAUAGAGGUGCGUCGCUCGAAGCUGUCACGUUACCUUCAAGGCAUCGUUUUUCGUUGUCACAAAUGCACUUUCACAAGCGGAAGGGCUGACAACCUACGUUUGCACAUGACGAGGCAUGAUGACAUCAAACCCUACAAAUGUCGGCUGUGCUACUUCGACUGCACUCGGCUGAGCAACUUGGAGGCACACCUGAGUGAUAAGCAUCAGGUUCUGAGGAACAUGAGCUUUGGGUCGGUCAGUCUUGAACAGCUACAAGCAAGGGUUGAUAGGAUGCCGGUAGAGGAACAUUCGCCUAACUUGGAGCACCACUACAAUGUCAGUGAAGAUGUAGAAACUGAAGAGUUUGUCACAGACUGUGAUAAAGUUCCUCAUGAGACACAAGCUCAGAACCUGGCAGAAAAUAACACGAGGGAGAAAAUUACACUACAGAGCAUGAAAGCAUAUCCGAAGAAAGGCCAGGACAAAAGGAAAGAAGAAAGCCCUGCCAAGAGUUCUGUGUUGGACUUUCAGUAUGAAAACACAAAACCAAAUACUUCUGUCCAAGCGCAUGAGCAAGAACAAUAUGUUGUGGUCUUACCAGCACAACCAGAUAUUGAGGACAGCAGCAUAACGUUCACACGACAAAAGGUGGAGGCAGCUGAGGAGAGCUCACCAACAUUUGGUAAAAUAACUGAAAAAGUACAGGCCCACAAGCUACUCGAUAAUAAUCUUGAGCUUAAAAUGUUGAACAUUGAGGCUAGGGUAGAAGACGAUAUAGUUCGUAAUAUCCGACUGCUGGAUGAGGAUGGCAACAUCAACAUCACACACAAGAAGGCCGAUUGGGAUAGAACCGUUAAGACAGAGGACAUCGAGACUGAGGUUGUAGGUAAUGUUCAAAAUGAGAUGAUAUUACUGGAUGAAAAGGGCAGCAUCACUUUGGCCCACAACCCAAGAAAUCGUGUUUGUACGGAGGUAAUUUCAGCCUUUGUAAAGAAAGAACAUAUACAGGCAAAUAACAGCAGGGCGCAAGAAAGUUUUACAGUUAAAAGGCAUUUGCCAACCCCUCCGCCCACCUGUGAACUACAUAUGAUAUGGCAUAAGGAGAGCUUAGAUGUCUCGUUAACAAACUGCAAAAAAGAACAACUACACAAUGUGAUAGUCAGUAAGGAGGUAAGAGACCCCAAUCAAGAAAUGCCUGUACUUGAGAACGAGUAUCUCAAAGAAGAAAUGCAGCCUCAUGCUUGUAGCAAAAUGGAAGAUUCAAUUGAUCAUCUAAAGCGACAUCAGGACAAAGAAGAUGAGAUGAUCACUGAAGACGAUGAGAACAGAUGCCCAAAUCAGAAACAUGAGGGUGACGUGAUGAAGGAAGCUGUAAAUUCACAUGUGCCCGAAGGUGCACUCACAGUCACGGAUGGGGCAGGGGAAGACCUGUGCCCAGCAACUAUUGAAGACCAGCUGUUUACCUGUGAGCUUUGUGGACGAAACCUCAUUAACAAGUCUGAACUGCAGCGUCACAUCAUGCGACAUGGAAUAUAAAGUUUUUCUUUAUGUUGUGGAUGGGUUUUUGGUGUGGGAUGGGAAGCUAGAUUUGACUUUUUAAUAAACAGUCCUCUUCUCUCCAACUCUGAACUCUGAACUCUGUAAAUCUGGACAACCUGGUUACAAACAUUUUUCCUGUUUUGUAGAUUUUAAACUUUUUCUAAUAAAACGUUUUUAUUGUGCAGCUGCUAUAUGUAGGAUUUGUUGUGUUCAGCAAGUAAGCAAAUACAACUUUAGAGUCGAGAUGGUUGAUCUUAUUUAGAUUUUGUCUUGUUUAAAGAUCAUGUAUGUUCAUGGAUAACUAAUGCAAAGAUCCUCAUUUUUUCUAUUCCUGUUUUGUAAAAGGAUAUAUUAAUCAUUCAUACUGUAAAACAUGCAAAGAACUUAAGUCUUGAUAUAUACAUACAUAUGUAUAGACUAACCAGCCCUAAACCAACCUCAAAACCACUUUACAUGGAAAUACUUCUGCUGCCUUCAGGUACUGUUGGGUAUUUGAUAACAAAUUGUUGUGUACUUUGCCAGUGAGCAAGUUAACCGUUUCACUAGUACAAAAAUAAGGCAUUUGUUUAUUAUUCCAUGUAAAAUAAUGAACUGUUUCCGUUCAUCUUUUUUUUUUUAAUUUAUAAUUUACUUUCAUUGUAAAUAAACUGAAAGUGUGAUUGAUA
Etheostoma spectabile (orangethroat darter) is the source of this 8498-nucleotide messenger RNA. RefSeq names its product zinc finger protein 462-like. The record is from RefSeq and is a predicted model, not a curated record. Lineage: Eukaryota; Metazoa; Chordata; Actinopteri; Perciformes; Percidae. Gene Ontology annotation, biological process: positive regulation of transcription by RNA polymerase II. Gene Ontology annotation, cellular component: nucleus.